UUAAUAAUAAUUAUAAUGCCAUAAGCAUUCAUUCAAACCAAACUUCAUUUCGCUAGUCAGUGAGAGCUUUGAUUCUAAAAGGCUAGGGGGAUAUAUAUGCAAGAGAUCAAAACUUCUCACAGCUAGAACCAACAAAUACCCACACACACAGAGACAGAGAGAGAUGGGGAGGGCUCCUUGUUGUGACAAGGCAAAUGUGAAGAAGGGGCCAUGGUCACCAGAAGAAGACUCAAAGCUUAAGGAUUACAUAGAGAAAUAUGGAACUGGAGGGAAUUGGAUUGCACUCCCACAGAAAGCUGGUCUGAAGAGAUGUGGGAAAAGUUGCAGACUGAGAUGGCUUAACUAUCUGAGGCCUAACAUUAAACAUGGUGAGUUCUCUGACGAGGAAGACAGAAUAAUCUGCACCCUUUUUGCAAGCAUCGGAAGCAGGUGGUCAAUUAUAGCUGCUCAGUUGCCAGGCAGGACUGACAAUGAUAUCAAGAACUACUGGAACACGAAGCUCAAGAAGAAGCUCAUGGGGAUGCUUCCUCCAUCUCAGAGAAAACCUCCUGCAUUCCCAUCCUCUCACCAAACGCCACUGUUUCAAUCUCAUGAACCACUUUCAUCUUCACCCUACAAAGAAUGCAGCUCUUACUAUUCCCCAACAACUAAAUCCUUCUCAUGCCUUGAGCCCACCAUUUCAGUCCCAUUGAGUUUUUCCAACACCGCCACUCCUUUUUUCCAAACCCAGGAGAGCUGGGUGACGACCUCCAUGAAGUAUUAUCCUGUGAAAGAGAACCUGCUCAUGUUCGGAUGCGAAGGAAGCUGCAGUUCAUCCGAUGGGAGCUGUACUCAGAUCAGCUAUGGUAAUGGGGGCAGAGAGAUAAUCAAACAAGAAGAAAUGGGUUUCCAGAGCUGUAUCUCCGGUGGGUUUGAAGAAAAUCACAACAAGUUCAUGCUUAAUUACGGCUGCAAUGGAGUUGAAAAGGCGAACUAUUUUGGAGAAUUCCCAUUAGAGUAUGGUGUGGAAGAUGUUAAGCAAGUGAUUAGCAGUAGUAAUAGUGACGCAAACAGCUUGUUCAAUAUUGAUGAAAGCAAGACACAAGAGAAGGUCAUGUACUUCUACUGAAGAACUGAUGUCUGACUGUAAGUAAGUAAAAUCAGAAAGAUUUGAUGGGGUAAGGGCGUGGUGGUAGGGGAGAUUCAGAAAAGACUUUUGGAGUUUCUGGGGGUUUGUGUUUUUUUUUUUUUUUUUUUUUUUUUAUGGAAAUUGGAAAUGAAAUAUUGAAACAUUUCUUUUUCUUUUUCUUUUUUGACAGUACAUGGUAAAAGCUUCUUUUUAUUU
This is a messenger RNA of Alnus glutinosa, 1324 nucleotides long. RefSeq names its product transcription factor RAX2-like. The record is from RefSeq and is a predicted model, not a curated record. The transcript is spliced from 3 exons. NCBI's taxonomy places the organism in Eukaryota, Viridiplantae, Streptophyta, Magnoliopsida, Fagales, Betulaceae. The coding region runs from base 164 to 1108 and encodes 314 amino acids.